GAGCACUUCAGCCAAUAACAGACAGAUCUGAAGCACUUCAGCCAAUAACAGACAGAUCUGAAGCACUUCAGCCAAUAACAGACAGGUCUGACUUGGGUGCAAAACCAAUCAAAACUUUCUGUUCGGCUAGGGGGCGGGACGUUCAAACCGCGCGUUGUUGACAUUCAAUCACUGGCGCUCGUGUUUUGUCUCAGUAUCGCGAACGUUUCAAUAUUUCAGUGAAUGUAAGUGAGCUAUGCUAAUAUUCUGAUUUUAAACGUGAAUAGCAACACCUGAAAUACGUAAUCCCAUUGAUAAUACCAGAGCACUGAGCAGUUAAAGGAAAUAAAAACUCGGCUCAUAACAUGGACGGAGUUUUUGCACUGACGGAGGAAGAACAAUCUCCUCCCACAGCAAUUACAUCAUCAGUGAAGCUCCUCCCAUUGUAAUUCCCCUAUAAAUGCUGUAAAUUCCCAUCAGCUGCAAGUGAAGACGAUCAUCAGAGCAUCAGGAAGAGCUGAAAUCUGCAGACUGAGUUUAUUAAAGAGGACAGUGAGAACAUGAGUGAUCUAGAACCCUGCAGAAUGAAACACACUGAAGAUCCUGAAGAACAAAGAGACCCGAUGGAGGAGAGCGAGGAGAGAGAAGAACUGAGUGAAGUGGAGGAAGAAGGAAAACCCUCUAGUUGCUCAAAGACUAAAAAUACAUUUUUGAAGAAAAGAAGAGCAAAAAAAUCUUUCACCUGCACUCAGUGUAGAAAGAGUUUCACAAACAAACAUAGUUUUGAGAUUUACAUGAGGAUCCACACUGGAGAGAAGCCAUACAAGUGUUCACACUGUGACAAUAGAUUCAAUCAGUCAGCAGAAGUGACAACACAAGAGAGGAUCCACACUGGAGAAAAACCUUACAAGUGUUCACACUGUGACAAAAGAUUCAAUCAGUCAAUACAUCUGAAAGCACAUGAGAGGAUCCACACUGGAGAAAAACCUUACAAGUGUUCACACUGUGACAAAAGAUUCAAUCAGUCAUCAUAUCUGAAAACACAUGAGAAGAUCCACACUGGAGAAAAACCUUACAAGUGUUCACACUGCGACAAGAGAUUCAAUCAGUCAUCAUAUCUGAAAACACAUGAGAAGAUCCACACUGGAGAAAAACCUUACAAGUGUUCACACUGUGACAAGAGAUUCAGUCGAUUAGGAAGUCUUAAAACACAUGAGAAGAUCCACACUGGAGAAAAACCUUACAAGUGUUCACACUGUGACAAGAGAUUCAGUCAGUCAGCAACUCUGAAAAUACAUGAGAGGAUCCACACUGGAGAAAAACCUUACAAGUGUUCACACUGUGACAAGAGAUUCAGUCAGUCAGCAACUCUGAAAACACAUGAGAUGAUCCACACUGGAGAAAAACCUUACAAGUGUUCACACUGUGACAAGGUAUUUAGUCGAUCAACACAUCUGAAAACACAUGAGAAGAUCCACAGCAGAGAGAAGCCGCACACGUGUGAUCAGUGCGGAAAGAGUUUCUCUAUUAAAACUCACCUGAAACAACACAUGAUGAUCCAUUCAGUGGAGAAACCACAUCACAGCAAUCACGACCCGGUGGAGGAGAGUGAGGAGAAAGAAGAACUGAGAGAAAUUAGCACACGGAUACAUACAGACAUCUUGAUAUAA
Molecule: messenger RNA, 1649 nt
Organism: Pimephales promelas (fathead minnow)
Lineage: Eukaryota; Metazoa; Chordata; Actinopteri; Cypriniformes; Leuciscidae
Source: RefSeq, a predicted model, not a curated record